Messenger RNA from Rosa rugosa (rugosa rose), 2775 nucleotides. RefSeq lists its product as uncharacterized. The record is from RefSeq and is a predicted model, not a curated record. The transcript is spliced from 3 exons. Bases 1851 to 2483 code for a protein of 210 amino acids. Lineage: Eukaryota; Viridiplantae; Streptophyta; Magnoliopsida; Rosales; Rosaceae.
AUCCUUUUCCUUCUUCUCUCUCCACGGCUCUUCUCCAGAUUUUCUUCUCUUCCCUUUAUUCUUCUCUUCAGUACUCAUCCUCAGAUUCUUAUGUAUUACUUUUUCUCUUUACACGAUCUUCUUCUUCAGCGAGUUCGACUGCGUUUUUUUUUUUCCCUCUUGUUCAUCAGUUCCUCUUCCCUUUAUUCCUUAAUUCCUCUCCUCUCUUGCUGGAAGCAGCCUCCAAACCCAACCCGGAUCGAAAACUGGUUGAGGUUCCAGACUUAAACAGUUAAGUCAUCGUCUUCGAGAUCUCCCAACUCUCAGAGCGACGCCUCAAACCUCUCCGUCUCUCACAUAUGCUUCACUACUCUUAUUCUCACUCCCACCGCCUCCUCUCUCACAUCUGUGUUUCAAAGCCAAAGAUCUCAAUGCGUAGAGGAUGAGAGCGCGAUGGAGAAUUGGGAUCUGCACAUCCUUUUUUUUUUUUUUUUUUUCUUCCCUAAGGACGGGUUGGGCCCGAAAAUCCGGCCCGUUUGACGGCGGUCCGGGCUCAGUCCGGUCCCUAAUGCCUAAAAGUGAAGGCUCGGCCCGAACUAGUGAUGCCGGUUUCGGUCCUGGUCCCUGGAAAAAGGGUGUCGGUCUGGGACCGUGCCUAGCCCUAAGUAAAAGGAGAUUCAAAGAUCUUGAUUGAUAAUAUCAACAAGAAAACCAGUCCCUCUUGGCGUCUCUCCAUGACAUUGCUGCUCUUGCUUCAAGAUUUAGUCAAAAUUUAUUCAAGCACAUUUGGAGAGAAGCAGACUUACUUAUGGACUUGCUAUUUCAGCCUUUUGAUGCAUUCUACUACAAUUUCCCGUUACAGCUUCAACUGUCUUAUAUCAUGAUUUAUUGUGCUCAAGUUAUAUUAGAGGAGACUGUUUGUAACUUUAAUUUUACUCAUCAAAAAAAAACAAAACUUUAAUUUUAUUUCUUCAAUCAAACAAGAAAAGAAAAGAAAAAAAAAAUUGGAGAAUGCUCUUGCAGGGGGACUAGUUGUUGACCUGGAGCCUAUAUAUAUAUAUAUAUAUAUAUAUAAAACCCGAAGCUGAGCAACCAGUUACCAUUGAAAGUAAAUCCCCUAGGCCCUAGCUAUGAAAUUGAAUCUCAGUUUCCAACAAAUCCAGCUUCAUUUCGCUUCCUUUAUGAAGUAGAAAUUCGAGGUCUACAAAUCUGAGGUACACCCAAUGUCUGAAACUUCUCUUUUUUUUUUCUUUCUCUAAUCUAGUUGGGUAAGACCAGCAAUGUUGUUGUGGUAGUUUUCUUUUUGGUUGAAUAUCAGUGACAUUAUAAUUUGGGUUUGAGUAAGAAUAUAGAUGUGUAAUCAGGAAGAUGAAGAACCCCCUAAUGGAAUUUUUGAUUUUCUUAGGUCUAUAAGCACCUCGAUCUGUUUGUUAUUUGAUUCGGUUUGUUUCUGUGUGGUACUGCAAAAUUUCUAUCUCGAUUUAGAGAAGAAACAAUCUAACAGAUUAAAAAGGCCCCCUUUUCAAUGUCUAAGACUGUUUGCUUGCCAACUCUGUUAUUUCCAGCAACACAUGUGAUGGACUUGUUAAGGUGUAUAUAUGAAGACUAGCUUCCUUUUAGCAAUUUUGAGAUUUAUGUUGAACCCAUUAUUGUUCUUUUCUUUUCGUUGAUUUGUGCUUGAACUUUUCAAUAGAAAAUGGAAUCUCAUAAGAUUCUCUUUAGUUGCAUUUUCUUGGAUUGCAACUUUGUGUAUAGUACUCUCUGGUUAUUCUGGUGACUUUUUGUCUUUAGACUAACUGACACUUAUUUCAUUGAUAGAUUUUCAGAUAUCCAAUUUGAAGAAGACUGUUCUAUUAAAUAGGGAUUUGUGGAUGGACACCAAACAGUUAUUCAAUCCUCUCUUUUUCAAAGAGAUGAGACACUUUGGGAAUUUUUUUCGAGCAUUUCGAAGCACAUUUUUCUCAUUUUCAUUCUUGGAAUGGGAGGCGUUGGUAAGAGAAACAACAUGCAAGUUCACACAGUUUUGGUUGUGUGAGAUAACAAAUAUUAUGCAACCAAUGAGAGGGCGGGUGGGAGACUCAACAGACCUAGUCAAAUGGUGUCUUCCGCAACUACACAUCAAAAUGCAACAAAUGGACAUUUCAGAAAUUGAGCCUGGUAUAAGUAUCCAGCUGGAGAAAAGAGGCAAGAAAGAAAAUGAAGGACAUGGUGAAGAAAAUGAAGAACAAGGUGUAGAGAAACCUGCCCAAGGACAAAACAAGAGAAUUAAUGAAACAAUUAUGAGAAGGAAAGAACAAAGAAGAAAGCUCUAUGAUGACAAUGUUAAGGAGUUCCCUUCUGAUGGAUAUUUUAAACCUGCUCAAAGGUGGGAUGAGGAGACCCUGCAUUUGCAUAUUGCCAAGAGCUGUCCAAUACCUUAUGUUCAUGUAGAAGGAAAUGUUAAAGUUCUGAAGCAAUUGGAUGAUUUGAAGAUUGCAAGCAACUUCACAAGAUCAGUGCUUUAACAGAUAAUCUUGUUCCAGAUAUUGUUAUGGAAGAGUCCACAUGAGCUCGGGUUUGCUCCCUUGUGAUAUAUGAUAUAUGCACAAGGGACAUAUAAUCGUGUUCCAGAUAUUGCUAUGGAAGAAUGCACACAAGAAAAACAAUUUUGUUCCAGAUAUUGGUAUGGAAGAAUCCACAAAACUUCGGGGUUUGCUCUCCACACAAGGGGAAUACAUCAAAAUGCAACAAAUCAAAUUGUAAACGCCAUCAAACUUGUGUUACUGUUUGGGUAAUGAUAUUUCUAUAUUUGCCAUA